Aspergillus calidoustus is the source of this 1203-nucleotide messenger RNA. The record is from the annotation of a GenBank genome assembly. NCBI's taxonomy places the organism in Eukaryota, Fungi, Ascomycota, Eurotiomycetes, Eurotiales, Aspergillaceae.
AUGACGACCUUUUUCUUCAGACGAUCAGUUGAAAAGGCGUUCCAGCUCGAUGAGCAGCCGUCCGGCCUGACCCUCAAUCUACAGCGGCCACUAAAGGCAGAUCCGCCGCACAUCACAUCCGCCGUCGACGACAUCAUGUACAUUGUCAACAAGGUUCUGCAACAAUCUCUUGCGACGUCACAAAUCGCUGUCGUCACUAGCGUCGUUCCAACCCUAUCUCGAGUCCUCGGGUCCGACUUCAUCGGCAUGACGCAGCGCAAGAUGCGCGACGAGUGCUACCCGCGCGCAACGCACCAGGGCGCUCCACCUCAAGAGCACAUUGUCAUUUCCUUCCUAGUCCUCAUCAACAACCUCGACGUCGCAGUCGACUACAUCCGGCGCAUCAUCGGGAACAUCACGGAAACAAAGAAAACCGUCACAAAUGCCGACGGCCAACCCGAACAAACCGAUCAACUCCACAGCCUCUUCCCCGCCCCCGCAGACGCAGCCCUCGUCUCCCAAACCCUAACCUCCCUCUCUACCACCUUCGAAGCCAAGGUCACCGACCUCCUCACAGACGGCACCCAAGUCAUCUUCAACAACCUCAUCAAACCCCGCCUCCGCCCCAUUCUCUCUGACGCCUUCCGCGACAUUGAAUACCAGCCCUCCUCCGACUCCGCUCCACUAACAACCUACUCCUCGGACUACGACUACGACUCAGAAAAUGACCAACACGCCUCCCACCCAACCGCACACGACCACUCCGACCCCCCACAAGAACUCGUCCGCCCGCGCUUCCACAGAUCCUGGACAGACCUACUGGCGCCCUUCUCCCGCCUCCUCACCCCAACCUCCUUCGACCGCCUCCUAACAACAACCCUCUCGUACCUCGCGCGCCUCCUCGAAAAGCGCCUGUGGGCCUACCAAGGCCGCGUGAACCCGCUCGGGGCUACGCGCCUCGAGCGCGACAUCUCCGGAAUCGCCAGCGCGGCCGUCGACAUCCCCGCGCCCGGUUCGGGCUCUGGAUCGUCCGGGUCGGCUGGUGUUGUUGGGCGAUAUCGCCAUCGUGAAGUCUUUGCGAGGUGCUUGCAGAUUGUGCUUGUUAUGGGGAUGGAUGAGGAGGAGUGGGAGGAUGUUGUGAGAGGUGGGGAGAGUGCGGAGGUGUUGGAUAAGUUGAGUGCGGAGGAGAGGCGGAGGGUUAGGGGGAUUGUGGGGAGGAGGUAG